Psammomys obesus (fat sand rat) is the source of this 3475-nucleotide messenger RNA. RefSeq names its product ZFP37 zinc finger protein (gene Zfp37). NCBI's taxonomy places the organism in Eukaryota, Metazoa, Chordata, Mammalia, Rodentia, Muridae. The record is from RefSeq and is a predicted model, not a curated record. The transcript has 4 exons. Gene Ontology annotation, biological process: regulation of DNA-templated transcription. Bases 1 to 1863 code for a protein of 620 amino acids.
AUGACAGCCUCUGACUCCAACCAGGUCCUGACAAAGCCUGAGGCGGUGGGCCGGAGGAGCGCGGAAACAGCGGACCGAGCCAGGCGUUCAAGGGGAAUGGCUGCAUCCAAGCCCGCGGACAGCGAUGCGAAGGAAUGGGAGCAGCUGGAGCCUGCGCAGAGAGACUUGUGCAAGGAUGGGCUGCUAGAGAACUGCAGGAGUUCAGCCUCAGUGGAAAAUCAAGAUCCCGAACAAGGCAUGAUCUCUCGGUUGGAAAAAGAAGAGCCAUCGUUGGAAAAGGUGAAAACAAACAACCCAAGUAGUCGGAACAAAAUAGCAAGGCCUGUAAAAACAGGAGCCAAUGCAGAAGUCCAACAAGAUGGUGAGCAGAUGAAGGAAAAGCAGAACUCUAAAAGCAAACUCAUUAAGGAAGCUACAUUCAAGAAGAAAAAUUCAGCUAGUAAGAAAAGCAGUGAGUAUGCUUUGUUAGAGGGAAAAAGUGUCAGUACAAAACAUCUUUCUUCAAAAAAAAGACAUCUUAAAUCUAAUUUGCAUGGAAAGAACUUGAAUCAGAAUUUAGAUUUACCUGAUCAGAUUAAAAACUCUACAAAAAAGAAACAUGAAAAACACAAGAAACCAUACAGCCACGCUGUAUCUGAUACAAAGAAAGAUGAAAUUUCAGCUAGAAAGAAAUGUGAGAAAAUACCCAACAAGUUAUCUGGGAAAGGUGAUAAAAAUCGGACUGGCAAGAAAUGUGAGAAAGUAUGCCAUCAUAACUCUUCCCAUACUAAGGAAGACAAAAUUCAGAUCGGAGAGAAACAGAAAUCAUCCAGCCGAAGUUCAUCUACUAAGCCUGACAAAGCUCCAGCCUCUGGGAAACCUUAUGAAUGUAGUCAGUGUGGGAAGAUCCUCAGCCAUAAACAAGGACUCAUUGACCAUCAAAGAACUCAUACCGGGGAGAAACCAUAUGAAUGUAACGAGUGUGGGAUAGCUUUUAGCCAAAAGUCCCACCUUGCUGUACAUCAAAGAACUCACACUGGGGAAAAACCAUAUGAGUGUGCUCAGUGUGGCAAAGCUCAUGGUCAUAAACACGCCCUUACUGACCAUCUAAGGAUUCACACUGGAGAAAAGCCCUAUGAGUGUAAUGAAUGUGGGAAAACUUUUAGACACAGCUCCAACCUUAUGCAACAUGUGAGAUCUCACACAGGUGAGAAGCCUUAUGAGUGUAAAGAAUGUGGCAAAUCCUUUAGAUACAACUCAUCUCUUACUGAGCACGUGAGAACACACACAGGCGAAAUACCGUAUGAAUGCAGUGAGUGCGGCAAAGCUUUUAAGUACAGCUCAUCCCUGACUAAACACAUGAGAAUUCACACAGGGGAGAAACCAUUUGAGUGUAAUGAGUGUGGGAAAACUUUUAGCAAAAAGUCCCACCUGGUUAUACAUCAAAGGACUCAUACAAAGGAGAAACCUUACAAAUGUACUGAGUGUGGAAAAGCCUUCGCACAUAGCUCGUCUCUUACUUACCAUAUGAGAACUCAUACAGGCGAUUGCCCCUUUGAAUGUAAGCAGUGUGGUAAGGCUUUUAAGCAAAUUGAAGGCCUUAAUCAACACCAGAGAGUUCAUACGGGGGAGAAACCCUAUGAAUGUGUUGAAUGUGGGAAAGCCUUUAGUCAAAAGUCACACCUCAUUGUUCAUCAGAGAACACACACAGGGGAGAAACCCUUUGAAUGCAAUGAAUGUGGUAAAGCUUUCCCUGCAAAGUCCCAGCUUGUUAUACACCAGAGAAGCCACACUGGAGAGAAACCCCAUGAAUGUAAUGAAUGUGGGAAAGCCUUCAAACAAAUUGCCUCUCUUGUCAAACAUAUGAAAAGUCACUCAGACUAGCAAUAUCAUGAGGGAAAUUAAUGUAGGAAGUCUGACAACUGACUGCUUUGGUCCUGUUUAACUUUAAAGAUGUUUUCAAUCUGAUGAAUAUUAGAAUAUUAGAAUAUCUGAUGAAUUUUUUUUUAGGAAAUCACUCCUUGUUAAACAUGAGAUAAUUUGAAUAUGGAUCUUUAUAUGAGAGCAUUGGAUGGUAAUAAAAUUUGAUUGAUCUUGAUCUUAAACCUUUACAGAAGAUACUGUAUUUUUACACUUGUUAUAAAUUAUCUCCAUACUUAGAUUAAACUUUAAAAAUUGUAAAUAAGGAGCCAAGGAGAUAUAUGAUCAGUAAAAUGCUUGUUAAGGAAAUAUAGGGACCUAAAUCCCAUCCUUAGAAUCCAGGUAAAAAGCUAGAUGUGGAGUGUACUUGCAAUCCCAGAAAUGGAAGAAUUGAUGAGGGAGAGUCCCUGAGACAACCUGGCCAGCCAGACUAGCCUAAUUCGCAAGCCCUAGGUCACAGGAAGAAACUUUGCUUUAAAAACAAGGUCCAGGGCUUGUGAGAAACAAUGCCCAAGGCUUACACAUGUGUACACACACGUGGCAAUGCACACACACAUUUGUGAAAUGGUAACUAAUUAGAGCCACAAACACGAAGCAGUUGAUGAACUUUUUAGAUAUUGUGUACUUACGUAGUAAAAUUAGUGUUUAAUUUGCACUUAGGCUUACUGCGUACUUACUGCCUUGUGAGAGACACAGCAUGGCCAGCUCCACUGGCGUCAUCUAGCUUUCUUUGUUAAUGUCCUUCAGCUUCUGAAUCAGUAUAAAACUUUGGUUUUUUUAGCUUGGAUUGGUUUGGUUUGAUUUGGUUUGGUGCUUUGUUGUUUGUUUUGUCUGAGACAACAUCUCACUGUGUAGUCCUGCCUAGCCUGGAACUUGCUUUGUAGACCAGGCUGGCCCUGACCUCAUAGAAAUGUGCCUGUCUUUGCCUCCCAAGUCUGGAAUUAAAAGCUUCAAUAGAAAACUUUAAGGGUUUUUGUCUAGAAAUUAAUAAGAGGUUAAUAAAAAGUGGAAAUACAGCUGAAAUGUGCUGGUAGUGAAUUAUACUUGUUAUAUUGUUAAAUAUGAAAAUAUAGAUUGUUGAACAGUAAAUAUAGUGUGUUUUCAUUGCAGACAAAAAGUGUGUGUAUUUGUCUUUGUCUUUUUCUGUCUUUUUCUGUCCACACAUAUACACACAUAAAUAUAUAUACAUAGAUAUAUGUAUGUAUAUCCAUAUAUUUAUAUAUGAACAGACUUGUUUUUUUAAUCUAGAAGAAAAUUAAUAAUGGCUACCACUAAACCCAGGAGUACAGGAUUGAGGUCGAACAUUUUUAUCAUGUAUACAUUAUAUUAAAAUACUUUUGUAUGUACAAAUUAACAGUUUAAAAGUACAACUGAGUCUAUUCCACAGUAUUUGACAAAGUGAUAUAUAAGUUCUCUGCUCCUUUGUGAACAGUGCAUUUGAAAUGCAUGGCAUUAAACCUUAAUACUGAGUUCACAAAGAUUUUCUUACUGAACAGAGGUUUUGCUAACUUAUUGGCUCCCAACUGUAACUGCUUUAUUUCUUUUGUUCGCUAUUAAAAAUUAAAGAUGACUUCUG